AUCGCUCUGUUGAAGAUCCUGUUAGCUGCGGCUCCAACUUCAAAAGCCAAGACCGACUCAAUCAACAUCCUGGCAGAUGUGUUGCCGGAGGAAAUGCCGGUGACCGUCCUCCAGAGCAUGAAACUGGGGAUCGACGUCAACCGGCACAAAGAAAUCGUCGUGAAGAGCAUCUCUGCUUUAUUGUUGUUGCUCCUGAAGCAUUUUAAGCUGAACCACGUUUAUCAGUUCGAAUAUGUCGCCCAGCAUCUGGUCUUCGCCAACUGCAUCCCGCUGAUCCUGAAGUUCUUCAACCAGAACAUCCUGUCCUACAUCACCGCCAAAAACAGUGUUUCUGCCUUGGAUUACCCCGCCAGCACCGUCCAUGAGUUACCGGAACUCAAUGCUGAAAGUCUCGAGGCGGGAGACAACAACCAGUUUUGCUGGAGAAACCUCUUCUCCUGCAUCAACCUCCUGAGGAUUCUCAACAAACUGACCAAAUGGAAACAUUCAAGGACGAUGAUGCUGGUUGUCUUCAAGUCGGCUCCCAUCCUGAAGCGGGCUCUGAAGGUGAAACAAGCCAUGAUGCAGCUCUACGUCCUGAAGCUGCUGAAGAUCCAGACCAAGUACCUCGGGCGCCAGUGGCGGAAGAGCAACAUGAAAACCAUGUCGGCCAUCUACCAGAAGGUCCGUCACCGCAUGAACGAUGACUGGGCGUACGGCAACGACAUCGAUGCUCGUCCUUGGGACUUCCAAGCCGAAGAAUGCAGUUUACGAGCCCACAUUGAGUCCUUUAAUAGCCGGAGAUACGACCAGAUCCGGGACGCUGAAUUUUCUCCGGUCGACAACUGCCUCCAGAGCGUGUUGGGACAACCGUUAGAACUGCCCGAAGAUUUCCGCUACUCGUACGAACUCUGGCUCGAGAGAGAAGUAUUUUCCCAGCCCAUUCACUGGGAAGAACUGCUGGGCUACCAGUGAUGGGGGGGGGACGGGAUUCGAACUCGGCGCUUCGGCCGACAAGUGCUACAUUAGGGAGGGGGGGAAAGAGGAAGGGUUUUUUUUCUUUCUUUGUGGACAUCUUUCCACAGGGAAUUACCUGCUAGAAGUUGUAAAAAAGAAUUAUUUUACCUUUCCAAGCCUCUCCUCCUUUCCCCUCAACGUUAUAGGUCUGUAAGCAAAGAGAAGUUUAUUAUUAUUUUUAUUAAUAUUGUUUCCGUCAUUUUUCCCUGAUCCAGGGCACAUGAUAUAUAUUUAAAUAUCUUAGAAUGGUGGUUUUGAAUGAAGGGGAUUCUGUACAGUGCUGGUGUGCAACCUUGACUUUAAGA
This is a messenger RNA of Thamnophis elegans (Western terrestrial garter snake), 1301 nucleotides long. Its product is annotated as striatin-interacting proteins 2-like. NCBI's taxonomy places the organism in Eukaryota, Metazoa, Chordata, Lepidosauria, Squamata, Natricidae. Gene Ontology annotation, cellular component: cytosol. Gene Ontology annotation, biological process: cytoskeleton organization. The transcript is spliced from 7 exons. The annotation marks the transcript as partial. The record is from RefSeq and is a predicted model, not a curated record.